Phacochoerus africanus (Common warthog) is the source of this 1893-nucleotide messenger RNA. It is a transcript of the gene FDXR, whose product is annotated as ferredoxin reductase. NCBI's taxonomy places the organism in Eukaryota, Metazoa, Chordata, Mammalia, Artiodactyla, Suidae. Bases 91 to 1572 code for a protein of 493 amino acids. Gene Ontology annotation, biological process: ubiquinone biosynthetic process. The record is from RefSeq and is a predicted model, not a curated record. The transcript is spliced from 12 exons. Gene Ontology annotation, cellular component: mitochondrion.
CAGGAGAAGGGCGAGGGAGGGGCCGCAACCUGCGCGGGGCGCAGGGCGGUCAGAGCGAUCGGAUCUGCAAGCUGGUUACUCUUCUCAGGAAUGGCUCUGCGCUGCUGGCGCUGGUGGCACUGGUCGGCGUGGCCUCGGACCCGGCCGCCUCCUUCCGGGAGCACCCAGAGCUUCCGCCAGCAGUUCUCCACACAGGAGCAGACCCCCCAGAUCUGUGUGGUGGGCAGUGGCCCAGCUGGCUUUUACACGGCCCAACACCUGCUAAAGCACCACUCCCGGGCACGUGUGGACAUCUACGAGAAGCAGCUCGUGCCCUUCGGCCUGGUGCGCUUUGGCGUGGCGCCCGACCAUCCUGAGGUCAAGAAUGUCAUCAACACCUUUACCCAGACGGCCCGCUCUGACCGCUGUGCCUUCCAUGGCAACGUGGUAGUGGGCAGGGAUGUGACCGUGCCGGAGCUGCAGGAGGCCUACCACGCCGUGGUGCUGAGCUAUGGGGCGGAGGACCAUCGGGCCCUGGAAAUCCCUGGGGAGGAGCUGCCCGGCGUGUUCUCAGCCCGGGCAUUUGUGGGCUGGUACAACGGGCUUCCUGAGAACCAGGAGCUGGCGCCGGACCUGAGCUGUGACACAGCUGUGAUUCUGGGGCAGGGGAACGUGGCUCUGGACGUGGCCCGGAUCCUGCUGACCCCUCCUGAGCACCUGGAGAAAACGGACAUCACAGAGGCUGCCCUGGGGGCGCUGAGACAGAGUCGGGUGAAGACGGUGUGGAUAGUAGGCCGCCGUGGACCCCUGCAAGUGGCCUUCACCAUUAAGGAGCUUCGGGAGAUGAUUCAGUUACCAGGAACUCGGCCCAUUUUGGAUCCUGCGGAUUUCUUGGGCCUCCAGGACAGAAUCAAGGCAGAGGUCCCUCGACCCAGGAAGCGGCUGAUGGAACUUCUGCUUCGGACAGCCACGGAAAAGCCAGGGGCAGAGGAGGCUGCCCGCCGGGCAUCGGCCUCCCGCGCCUGGGGCCUCCGCUUUUCCCGAAGCCCACAGCAGGUGCUGCCCUCGGCAGAUGGACGGCGGGCAGCAGGCAUCCGCCUGGCAGUCACCAGGCUGGAGGGUGUCGGUGAGGCCACCCGGGCAGUGCCCACUGGAGACGUGGAGGACCUCCCUUGUGGGCUGGUGCUGAGCAGCAUAGGGUAUAAGAGCCGCCCCAUCGACCCCAGUGUGCCCUUUGACCUCAAACUUGGGGUCAUCCCCAAUACGGAGGGCCGGGUUGUGGAUAUGCCAGGCCUCUACUGCAGCGGCUGGGUGAAGCGAGGACCCACAGGUGUCAUCACGACCACCAUGACCGACAGCUUCCUCACUGGCCAGAUGCUGCUGCAGGACCUGAAGGCUGGGCUGCUGCCGUCUGGCCCCAGGCCUGGCUAUGCAGCCAUCAAGGCCCUGCUCAGCAGCCGAGGGGUCUGGCCCAUCUCGUUCUCGGACUGGGAGAAGCUGGAUGCUGAGGAGGUAUCCCGGGGCCAGGGUGCUGGGAAGCCCAGGGAGAAGCUGCUGGAUCCUCAGGAGAUGCUAAGGCUGCUGGGGCGCUGAGCCCAGGUCCCAGCCUGGCACAGAAAGGAGGAGUGCCAUGCAGGGGAGAGGGACCCGGGUCAGUCUGAGCAGGACUCUGCCCCACAGCUGCAUCGCUGGUCUGUCCUGACCUGGGGUCUUGGCCGCCUCUUGCAGGGGCCUCUGAGCACUUCCUCAUGCCAGAAGGUCCCGCUUUGCCCCUGUGGAUUUAACUCUUCGCAAGGAGACAACCUUACUUGGGUUCAGGUGCAGGCUGACCUCUAUCCCUCCUGCCUCUUUCCCGCUGGACUGUGGAGGGUCACUAGGUCCAGAAUAUGCUGGAAAUAAAACACCUGCAACCGA